Messenger RNA from Coregonus sp. 'balchen', 19754 nucleotides. The record is from the annotation of a GenBank genome assembly. NCBI's taxonomy places the organism in Eukaryota, Metazoa, Chordata, Actinopteri, Salmoniformes, Salmonidae.
CCCCUCGGUCUCUUCAUUGUCUCUUCCCCAGCGACGGAGAUAAGGUUGUGAGUCCCCGGCACGGAGCAAUAAUACUGACAACCGCGACUUACUGAAACCAAGGGGAAGAUGGAGCACAGAGACCCUCAUUUCAACAUAUUGUUAGCUACUGAUUCUUAUAAGGUGAGUGGGCGACGCCGGUAUAUUAGUGCGACUGUCUGCGUAGGUUCAGUGAAUGGAAUUAUAUCAGCCAAGGUGGUUGCAUCCUCCAAGGCCAUCAUGCCUUGGUCGCUUUCUGUGUCAGAUCGCUAGGCCAAAUGGGGAGGAGAGAGGGGCAGGUAGGAAAGGGAGUACCACAUUCUGAAAGGAUCCUUUUGCUUAUUUUCAUCCCGGAUGACUGACGGAAUGCCCCCCGGCGAAUCUACGCAGAUGCUCACCUUUGCGCAGCUAGCUACGCUUGCUAGGCAGGCAGCUAACGAAUGAGUAGAGGAUAUAUAGGCUAUGUGUUGUGAAUGGGAACGCUAUAGCAGCUAAUUGAAGAGGCGGUAGCUAGCGCUAGCAAACAAGCAAAGAAUGGAGCGGGUGAUUUUGCUACCAACCCGAGGGAAGGCUAACUUCUGCAAGAGACGUAACUAACAGGCCUGUGUCUUGUGCUACUAUCCAUUUCCCUACUGUUUUUUUCUAUAAUGGCAGAUCCUGAAACAAAAGCGAAACUUUGGUAAGCUUUUGGAUACGAUCCAGGUCUUUGUGCGAUCCUUUUUUGACGAUAUUGUCGAAGACGGAGGUGGAGUGAGUGCAUUCAGUGCACAUCAAAUGAGAGAUGAAUGGUGUAUAAUUUGGGCUGUUUUUGAUUGGUUUUUAUAUUUUAUUUUAUUUGACGUAAAAUCAGCAGCCUGCUGAUAUAUAUAAUUGAUAGACCUUGCAAGCAGAAAUUGUAUAGUUAUGACAGACUGCUUUUGUCAAUUACAAUACUACGAGAAAUGUAUUUAUUUAUUUGUGGCCCCUUGUCCCUGUCCUGUCAUCCAAGCUGUCAUAUCAGCUGAAUCUCUCACUUACAGGUCACAACACACUAUUGCAGUCUUAUUUUAGACCAUUGUGGCACAACACUAUUAUAUAAACAUAGUGGAACUGAUAUGUUGUUUCCUCUUUAUCAGAGGGACAAUAAUAAAGGUUGCACAAAGCACAUUAAUCCUAUUAUAUUUGAUGAGCCAGUGUCAACUGUCAAUCAUUCUCCCUCCUGGUCAGUUCUGUGAUGAUGCUGUUCUCUGGACUGUUGUGUGUGUGUGUAGAGUGGCACAAAAAACAUCUGUCAGUUGGGCUCAAUGCAAUACAGUGACUGGUCAGCAUCUGGAACUAGAGGGCCUGUUAGGAUAGAGAGAGAGGCUGGGAAACUAAAGGCAGGGCACAGGCUACUGUGACUGAUACACCAUAACAUGAUGGAGGGUAAUAAAGUAGGCCCUAAAGUCCCUAACAGCUGUUCUAAAACCAUGGAGGAAUAUUGGAUUCUCAGACUGUUCUGUCUUUGCCAUGCAAAGCUUAUGCAAACUGUUGUUUCACAACCCCUGGUCUGGUAAAAUACAAAACAAAUAGAGAUGUGUGAACAAGAACAGAAUGGAGUCAAACGGCUCCAAACAUUAGCUUUAAUCUUGGUCCAUUGUGCUUCUUGAAAAUAUUUUAUUUUGUCUUUCUCUCUCCUGUUUAGUCCCUAAAUUCAGAAUUUAGAAUUAAAUAUUCUGUUGAUUAUUGUUGUCAUGUGUAUGUGUACACCUACAGACAUAAUGGAAACCUUGUGUGUGUGCAUUCAGACUGAGCUGUCUGGCUCCAUCCAUCCAGCAGCCAGUGACACUCAGGGGCCACUCCAGGACCUUAAUGUGCUUCCUCUUGAGCCACUCCUUUGUUGCCUUGUGUUUUGGGUCAUUGUCAUGCUGGAAUACCCAUCCACGACCCAUUUUCAAUGCCCUGGCUGAGGGGAGGAGGUUCUCACCCAAGAUUUGACGGUACAUGGCCCCGUCCAUCGUCCCUUUGAUGCUGUGAAGUUGUCCUGUCCCCUUAGCAGAAAAAUACCCCCAAAGCAUAAUGUUUCCACCUCCAUGUUUGACGGUGGGGAUGGUGUUCUUGGGGUCAUAGGCAGCAUUCCACCUCCUCCAAACACGGCGAGUUGAGUUGAUGCCAAAGAGCUCGAUUUUGGUCUCAUCUGACCACAACACUUUCACCCAGUUCUCCUCUGAAUCAUUCAGAUGUUCAUUGGCAAACUUCAGACGGGUCUGUAUAUGUGCUUUCUUGAGCAGGGGGGCCUUGCGGCAGGAUUUCAGUCCUUCACGGCGUAGUGUGUUACCAAUUGUUUUCUUGGUGACUAUGGUCCCAGCUCCCUUGAGAUCAUUGACAAGAUCCUCCCGUGUAGUUCUGGGCUGAUUCCUCACCGUUCUCAUGAUCAUUGCAACUCCGUGAGGUGAGAUCUUGCAUGGAGCCCCAGGACGAGGGAGAUUGACAGUUCUUUUGUGUUUCUUCCAUUUGCGAAUAAUCGCACCAACUGUUGUCACCUUCUCACCAAGCUGCUUGGCGAUGGUCUUGUAGCCCGUUCCAGCCUUGUGUAGGUCUACAAUCUUGUCCCUGACAUCCUUGGAGAGCUCUUUGGUCUUGGCCAUGGUGGAGAGUUUGGAAUCUGAUUGAUUGAUUGCUUCUGUGGACAGGUGUCUUUUAUACAGGUAACAAGCUGAGAUUAGGAGCACUCCCUUUAAGAGUGUGCUCCUAAUCUCAGCUCGUUACCUGUAUAAAAGACACCUGGGAGCCAGAAAUCUUUCUGAUUGAGAGGGGGUCAAAUACUUAUUUCCCUCAUUAAAAUGCAAAUCAAUUUAUAACAUUUCUGACAUGUGUUUUCUCUGGAUUUUGUUGUUGUUAUUCUGUCUCUCACUGUUCAAAUAAACCUACCAUUAAAAUGAUAGACUGAUCAUUUCUUUGUCAGUGGGCAAACAUACAAAAUCAGCAGGGGAUCAAAUACUUUUUUUCCCUCACUGUAUGUGGGAGUGCCCAGAGGCAAUGACACGGUCAGAUAUACCGCUGUAGAGAGGCCAGUGUAAUUAUAUGUACAUAGUAGUCGUGGCUAAUCAAUAAAAGCAUUGGUGGCAGAUUUGCUCAUUACUCUGUGUUUGCGUUAUUUACUGUUCCAUAUGCUGCACAGCCUGUCUCUUGUCCCACUCUCUUUUUAACUGCCCCCAAUGUACCCAUCCUCUCCUUCUGUUCCACUUCUCUGCACAUACCUGGGUGUCCCAGCUGCACCUAGAGAGAGUGAGCUGGGGGGGGGGGGGGUGUAGCGUAGCCCUGCAGCCCUCUGGGACGCCACCGUAAACAGCUGUGUGAGGAGAGGGAGGGGAGCUGUUGUCACAAUCACUGUCAUCCCAAAGCCCCAGAGAGGGACCUCUGUCUCUCCAGUCACAGCAGUGGCCCUGUUUGACAGUAUGAAAGGCAUAAACUGACAUGGUCACGUUACGUAGCAGAAAGCACUUGGUAGCCCUCCAAAUGACACGAAUGCACUACAUUUCACCAGAGCCAACCUUUGACCAAUAGUGGGUCAUUUGAGAUAAUGAUUUUUGUUGAUACUUCCUCCAGCCUAACUCUGAGAGGAGUUGAUUUGAUCAUGAAUACAUCAUAUCAAUCCAUCACUUCAAUGAAGUCUAGUUGAAUUCUUAGUGGCUCAGUAGGCCUAGAACCAUAGACACCUCUGUGUGGGUGUGCAACAGAAACGGUCAGCAGAUGACAACGACGUGACUAGUGAAAAUCACGUUAGGAAAUUGUCAGAUGACAACUCUUUGAAGAGGGCUUUGGGAGGAGGUGGUCUGUAAUUGGAAAGCGGAUGGGAACAAUCAUCCCUGUAUCUGUCUCGUGUCUAUCUGUCCUGUGUAGUACAGAUGGACAGACAGAGGGACAGGCCUGGACAUGUCUUAUCAGGGUCAGCAGGCUGAUAUCUAGCAGCUGAGAGUGAGUGAGAACUUUCACUCAGUGCAGGUACACAUUUUGGAGUGUUUCUGAAGAAACAAAUAGCAGUGUAACCUUUCUUACGUCUCUGUGGUGUUACUGAGGAAAAAAUUACGACAGCCAAUUGUUUUCUCUGUGCAAACCUGUGACACAACAUCUUCCUGUUGUUGCAUAUGAAAUGCCUGUGACGCUGCGACCAGCAAUCUUCGGUUCUGAAAAUUAUUGUAAAACUCUGGCAAGAGAAUGUCAUAUCUAUAUCACUUCUCUGGAAGGAUACCUGAGGGCAACUAACUAUACAAUCGGGAACUGUGAUGUAUCCUGUAGUUAGGCUAUUUAAACUGUUAUUAAAGAUGUACUGUUGAACUUUUGUAUAAUUUCAGCCAGUAGUUUUGAAAGUAGCGCUCAUGAUCCGAAAGUGGUCCCCGAAAAAUGCGUACUACGUCACAGAUGUGCAGAAACUGUAUGUGCACCACGUCAUGGCUCUCUCUCUCUGCCUUGUCCACUGAGCCGUUGGGCCCGCCCUGCAACCUCAUUGGAUAACGCUGGGCAGGCCUUUUCUUAGCUGAAGCUCAUUGGCUGAAACUUGAAUUACUAGGCUGGCGCACUUGGGGGAAAAUGUCACAUAUUGACACAUUCAGCCCAAAGCGGGAGGUUUAAAAAAUAAGUACUAGUCGCCAAAGUACUGUUCAAUCUCUUUAGCUGUCAUUUUAUAGCCUGAAGUUAUGAUAUAUUUUAUCAAUGUUGUCUCCACCAUAUUGUCUUUGCUCCAGGUGACACACUACAAGCAGUACCCUCCCAACACCAGUAAAGUGUACUCCUACUUCGAGUGCCGCGAGAAGAGGGCUGACCCGACCAAGAACAGAAAAGUCAAGUAUGAGACAACGGUCUUCUACGGCCUGCAGUACAUCACCAACAAAUACUUAAAAGGUAAGGAUUGUAUUGAUGUCCUCAUAAUGCAAAAUAAGACAUCCAAGCCUAUAUAAAUAGCUCUUCUUUGAGUUAACAUACUCUACCACUAGGCCUUGCUACUAGUCUGCAGAGUUGAAAUGAACUGAGUGAUCCUUCCUGUCUCUGCCAGCAGAAUAAUCACUGUCAUGUGAUCAAGGCUAGCAUAUAAUUAAACAGGUGCUCAGAUUAAUUCUAAAGCAUGGACUGGCUGCAUGUAAUGCUCAGUAGUGUCUAGACUGAGCAGGGGAUAAUCUCAAUUGCAUUUCCUUGAUUCCUCACAUCCUAUCUCUACGCCUCAUUCUCAAAACCCAUUGGAUGAGAACUUCAGAGGUCUGUCCAUUCUGACCUUUUCAUCCAAUGGGUUUUGAGAAAGAGGUGAGAAGAGAGGACUCUAGGAAUCAAGGAAAUGCAAUUGAGAUUCUCCCCAGGAUCACAUUCCAAUACUUUGAAAAGGAAUCCUUCCUUUCUGCCUCACUUGGAAGUUAUGAUUGAUCAGUCCUCUUGCUGUGAAGAUCUGACCUGAAGUGUGUGUGUGGUUUUACUAUCCUUGUGAGGACCAGAACUCUUCACAAGGAUAGUAAAACAAGGAAAAUUCUGACAAAAACACACGGAAAAAGGCUAUUUUUGGCAUGGUUAGGGUUACAAUUAGGGUUAGGUGUAGGGGUUUGGGGUUAAGGUUAAGAUAAGGGUUAGGGAAAAUAGGGUUUUGAAUGGGAAUCAAUUGUUUGGUCCCCAUAAGGAUACAAUGAGCUCUAAAAGUAUUGAGACAGUGAUGCAUUUGUUGUUGUUUUCAUACCAUUUUAGGCGACCAUUAAGUAUUGGGACAAAUUCACUUACAGUGGGGAAAAAAAGUAUUUAGUCAGCCAUCAAUUGUGCAAGUUCUCCCACUUGAAAAGAUGAGAGGCUUGUAAUUUUCAUCAUAGGUACACGUCAACUAUGACAGACAAAUUGAGGAAAAAAAAUCCAGAAAAUCACAUUGUAGGAUUUUUAAUGAAUUUAUUUGCAAAUUAUGGUGGAAAAUAAGUAUUUGGUCACCUACAAACAAGCAAGAUUUCUGGCUCUCACAGACCUGUAACUUCUUCUUUAAGAGGCUCCUCUGUCCUCCACUCGUUACCUGUAUUAAUGGCACCUGUUUGAACUUGUUAUCAGUAUAAAAGACACCUGUCCACAACCUCAAACAGUCACACUCCAAACUCCACUAUGGCCAAGACCAAAGAGCUGUCAAAGGACACCAGAAACAAAAUUGUAGACCUGCACCAGGCUGGGAAGACUGAAUCUGCAAUAGGUAAGCAGCUUGGUUUGAAGAAAUCAACUGUGGGAGCAAUUAUUAGGAAAUGGAAGACAUACAAGACCACUGAUAAUCUCCCUUGAUCUGGGGCUCCACGCAAGAUCUCACCCCGUGGGGUCAAAAUGAUCAAAAGAACGGUGAGCAAAAAUCCCAGAACCACACGGGGGGACCUAGUGAAUGACCUGCAGAGAGCUGGGACCAAAGUAACAAAGCCUACCGUCAGUAACACACUACGACGCCAGGGACUCAAAUCCUGCAGUACCAGACGUGUCCCCCUGCUUAAGCCAGUACAUGUCCAGGCCCAUCUGAAGUUUGCUAGAGUGCAUUUGGAUGAUCCAGAAGAGGAUUGGGAGAAUGUCAUAUGGUCAGAUGAAACCAAAAUAGAACUUUUUGGUAAAAACUCAACUCGUCGUGUUUGGAGGACAAAGAAUGCUGAGUUGCAUCCAAAGAACACCAUACCUACUGUGAAGCAUAGGGGUGGAAACAUCAUGCUUUGGGGCUGUUUUUCUGCAAAGGGACCAGGACGACUGAUCCGUGUAAAGGAAAGAAUGAAUGGGGCCAUGUAUCGUGAGAUUUUGAGUGAAAACCUCCAUCCAUCAGCAAGGGCAUUGAAGAUGAAACGUGGCUGGGUCUUUCAGCAUGACAAUGAUCCCAAACACACCGCCCGGGCAACGAAGGAGUGGCUUCGUAAGAAGCAUUUCAAGGUCCUGGAGUGACCUAGCCAGUCUCCAGAUCGCAACCCCAUAGAAAAUCUUUGGAGGGAGUUGAAAGUCCGUGUUGCCCAGCGACAGCCCCAAAACAUCACUGCUCUAGAGGAGAUCUGCAUGGAGGAAUGGGCCAAAAUACCAGCAACAGUGUGUGAAAACCUUGUGAAGACUUACAUAAAACGUUUGACCUGUGUCAUUGCCAACAAAGGGUAUAUAACAAAGUAUUGAGAAACUUUUGUUAUUGACCAAAUAGUUAUUUUCCACCAUAAUUUGCAAAUAAAUUCAUUAAAAAUCCUACAAUGUGAUUUUCUGGAAUUUUUUUCCUCAUUUUGUCUGUCAUAGUUGACGUGUACCUAUGAUGAAAAUUACAGGCCUCUCUCAUCUUUUUAAGUGGGAGAACUUGCACAAUUGGUGGCUGACUAAAUACUUUUUUCCCCACUGUAUGUAUAUUCAAGUAGUCAAAAGUUUAUUAUUUGGUCCCAUAUUAGCACGCAAUGAUUACAUCAAGCUUGUGACUCUACAAACUUGUUGGAUGCAUUUGCUGUUUGUUUUGGUUGUGUUUCAGAAAAUUUUGUGCCCAAUAAAAAUUAAUGGUACAGUGAGGGGAAAAAAGUAUUUGAUCCCCUGCUGAUUUUGUACGUUUGCCCACUGACAAAGAAAUGAUCAGUCUAUAAUUUUACUGGUAGGUUUAUUUGAACAGUGAGAGACAGAAUAACAACAAAAAAAUCCAGAAAAACGCAUGUCAAAAAUGUUAUAAAUUGAUUUGCAUUUUAAUGAGGGAAAUAAGUAUUUGACCCCCUCUCAAUCAGAAUGAUUUCUGGCUCCCAGGUGUCUAUUAUACAGGUAACGAGCUGGGAUUAGGAGCACACUCUUAAAGGGAGUGCUCCUAAUCUCAGCUUGUUACCUGUAUAAAAGACACUUGUCCACAGAAGCAAUCAAUCAAUCAGAUUCCAACCUACCAUUAAUAUUAUAGACUGAUCAUUUCUUUGUCAGUGGGCAAACGUACAAAAUCAGCAGGGGAUCAAAUACUUUUUUCCCUCACUGUAAAUAAUGUAUUGUGUCAUUUACAAUAAAAGUGGCUCCAAAAUGACACAAUACAUUAUGUACCAUUCAUUUCUAUUGGGCACAAAAUAAUCUGAAACACAACCAAAGUAAACAGCAAAUGCAUCCAAGAAGGUUGUAUAGUCGCAAGCUUGAUGUAAUCAUUGUGUGCUAGGAAUAUGGGACCAAAUACUAAACUUUUGAUUACUUUAAUAAGAUUGGUUUUGAGAAGGAGGCGUGGAGAGAGGACGCGAGGAAUCAAGGAAAUGUAAUUGAGAUUCUCCCCAGGAUCACGUUCCAAUACUUUAAAAAGGAAUCCUUCCUUUCUGCCUCACUUGGAAGUUUUGAUUGAUCUAACAUCAGUGGUUAGGAUUUCACUACCCAGUCAUGUCCGGUCAGUGAUUACUCCACAGUAGGAAGUAAUGAAACAGGACGCCUUUUAUUUUCACUGUAUUUGAACAGGGCCUAGACUAGAACUCCUCUGGCCGUCAGUUAUUAUAAAGGGAGCUGAGAGCCUGUUGAGGCUUAGCUGGAUGUCCCACCUGGGGCAGCCUUGGCCUAGACACUGAUCUAAGCUCAGUUUCUCACUCCAUGCCCUAAUGGUGCCUGCCCUAAGGUUAGGGUUUGUAGAAGGUUAAGCUGAUCCACGAUCUGUGUUUAUUCUUCCACACAGCAUUAGAGAAUGGAACUCAAAGUGAUUUCACGGCAAGGCAGAGCGAGGUGCUGUAGAGAGCUUCAGGACUAGCGUGGACUGGAAACAAAGGAACAUCUGCUCUUUGAGCCCCAGCAACACAAAGGGAAGCUGCACUAGCAGCUACUAGCAUUGAUUCACUACAAUGAUACAGAGUUCUACUUGCAAGAAGUAGUCUUAGAAUAACAUUUUCUUAACUUUAACUUUUUAUUUCUACUCAAAUAACCUUUUUAAAAAUACCAGCCUUGUUACUUUAUUGCAACAGGGGGUCAUAUCAACCACACGUUGGUGUGUGUGUGGUUGUGUGUAGUUGUAGGUGUGUGUAUGUGUUUUUACGUGCGUGUAAAGUAAAGUAAAGUAAAAUAAAAUAAAAUGUAUUGGUCACAUACACGUGGUUAGCAGAUGUUAUUGCGAGUGUAGCGAAAUGCUUGUGCUUCUAGUUCCGACAGUGCAGCAAUAUCUAGUAAGUAAUAUCUAACAGUUCCACAACAAAAACCUAAUACACACAAAUCUAAGUAAAGGAAUGGAAUAAGAACAUAUAAAUAUAUGGCUGGGCAAUGUCAUUAUCAGAGUGGCAUAGGCUGAUGCAAUAGAUAGUAUAGAAUACAGUAUAUACAUAUGAGAUGGGUAAUGCAAGAAAUGUAAACAUUGUGUGUGUCGCUAGCCUGUAGCAUGUCCUGCAGCAGGACAAAGCCACUCUGUAAGAGGGAGAGAGAAGCUCCUAAUUUAAUAGCACACGGAUGGACUUUGGGAUUCCAAUGCUUCUCUCUCAUCUCCCUUCUCUCACUCUUUUGCUCUCAUAAACUUUCAUAUCUCUCUCUAUCCGAUACACUCCACUUGUUCACUGAUGCUUCAACCAUUUAACCUCUUUCUUUUUUUUCUUUCUCCAUCUCCCUCCCUCCCUCUCUCCCUUCCCCCUCCAGGGAAGGUGGUGACUCCAGAGAAGAUCCAGGAAGCAAAGGAGGUGUACAGGGAACACUUCCAGGAUGACGUCUUCAACGAGAAGGGCUGGAACUACAUACUGGAGGUACACGUACACGUUUGUUUUACUACAGUGAGCUCCAAAGGUAUUGGGAGAGUUUUGCCUCUGUACUCUAGCACUUUGGAUUUGAAAUGAUUCAAUGACUGAGGUUAAACUGUAGUACUAUAGAACUCAGCUUUAAUUUGAGGGUAUUUUCAUUCAUAUCGGGUGAACCGUGUAGAAAUUGCAGCACUUUUUGUUCAUAGUCCCCCCAUUUUAGGGGACCAAAAGUAUUGGGACAAAUUCACUUAUGUGUAUUAAAGUAGUCAAAAGUUUAGUAUUUGGUCCCAUAUUCCUAGCACGCAAUGAUUACAUCAAGCUUGCGACUACAACCUCGUUGGAUGCAUUUGCUGUUUGUUUUGGUUGUGUUUCAGAUAAUUUUGUGCCCAAUAGAAAUGAAAGGUAAAUAAUGUAUUGUGUCAUUUUGGAGUCACCUUUAUUGUAAAUAAGAAAACAAUAUGUUUUUAAACAUUUCUAAAUUAUUGUGGAUGCUACCAUGAUUACAGGUAGUCCUGAAUGAAUCGUCAAUAAUGAUGAGGUUACAGACGCACAAAUAUCAUACCCCCAAGACAUGCUAACCUCUCACAAUACAUUAUUUGCCAUUCAUUUCUAUUGGGCACAAAAUUAUCUGAAACACAACCAAAACAAACAGCAAAUGCAUCCAACAGGUUGGUAGAGUCACAAGCUUGAUAUAGUCAUUGCAUGCUAGGAAUAUGGGACCAAAUACUAAACUUUUGACUACUUUAAUACAAUUGGGGGGGGUGGGGACUGUGUACAAAAAGUGCUGUAAUUCAUUGUAUCAUUUCAAAUCCAAAGUACUGGAGUACAGAACCAAAACAACAAAAAAUGUGUCACUGUCCCAAUACCCUAAUUGUAACCCUAACCUAGCCUAAAGUAGCCUUUUUCCGUGUGUGUUUUUUUUUUUUUGUCUGAAUUUUCUUUGUUUUACUAUCCUUGUGAGGACUUCUGGUCCCCACAAGGAUAGUAAAAACACACACAAACAGGUUUCAGAUCAGAUCUUCACAGCGAGAGGACUGAGGGAGAGGCCAUAGAGAUCACUUUAGAUGUUUCUCUGAACUCUGACAUCACUACCUAGAGUACCAGACGUUGAAAAUACGUAUUUUUGGUGGAAAUCAAUUUUGCUCACUGGGUACUAAUGCUGAUCAGGGUCACUUUAAUUUGAUUAGUGUCCUAUUGCAAAAACAUAUUUUUCCAUAUAGAAUUUUAAGAUACUUAAAAACAUACUUUUAUUUUACUAAUAUGAUAAAGAAAAUGGAUCAGACCGUGGGCUUUAGGGUGAAUGUUGUAUGUUGUAUGUUAAUUGCAAUGGCUGCUGUAACGGUUGUGUGUGUAUAUUGCAGAAGUAUGACGGACACCUACCCAUAGAGAUCAAGGCGGUGCCAGAGGGAAGUGUGAUCCCACGGGGUAACGUCCUAUUCACCGUGGAGAGCACCGACCCAGAAUGCUACUGGCUCACUAACUGGGUGGAGGUGAGUGUCAGAGGGGGGGGAGCGGCAGCCAUUUUGGAAUGGAGUGGAUUUAUAUGGUUAGAGGUAGGUUAGGUCUCUCCAUCAAUGUGACUGGAUUGGGUCCUUCCUGUCUGUUCCAAAUACCUCCUUAGAGUCAGUGAGGCUGUCGGAGACUGUGCCUGAUCAAAGAUACAUUUAAUAUUUAACUUCACUCCUCACUGACCAAGGGCCUGCCCCUAGAGCACACCACACAACCGUGACGCUUUUUAAUGAACUUAUGAUGAGAGCCAUCAGUCUCUAUCUGUAGACAACCUCCUCAUGUAUCCUGUCUCUCUGUCUGUCUAGCCUGGAGUGUUACCAGCUAGCUUCUCUGACUAGGAUGGUUUCUAUGGGUGCUGCAUCACAAAUGGCAGCCUAUUCCCUAUAUAGUGCACUUCUUUGACCAGAAACCUGAGAAUAGGGUGCCAUUUGAAUGGCACCCUAUAUUAAUGACAGUGUUUCUUAUGCGUCUUAAACAGGACAGAGUAACGUAUGAACUGUGAGAGGACAAGGUCAUUUUGUCUACAGUACACGCACAAUGACCGCGAUGCCUGACGUUUAGCUGUCUGACAGGGUGAGCUAGGCCCCGUCUCCACCUCUCAGUAGUCACACUGUGCAGAAUCACUGAUCUACAAAUCAUCUUGCCUCCCGGGUAACUACUUAUUUUGCGAUCAAGAUCAGUGAAUCUUUCUCAGGCCGAUCCCCGUGAACGUGCAGAAUAGUUCCACUGAAGAGCAGACCGGAGCCUUGCUGGUCUGACACCAUCACAUGAUCAUAUUAACAGUGGUCACCAACCGGUCGAUCUUCAAGGCAUUCCUAGUCGAUCACCAAACAUUUCUGUUGAAAAGCCAACGAUUUAGCCUUGUGUUCUUUAUGUUUAGUUUUUUUGCGUCUUGCGCUGUUGGCGGUAGGUGCACUUGAUUCAGAAGCCCUGCGCGGCGGGUAAGUGUUCCCAUUUUGAACAAUUUAAUUUGUCUGAAGGGAGAGCUAAAUCAAGUGCGCCUACUGUGCUGGUCAAUUGGAUAGCUCAAAUCACUGUGCCUACAGCUUCCACGACCCCACAGAAAAGUUUGAUACUAGCCUACAUGAGAUUUGAUAACUUUUAAAACCAUGACCAAAGAGAGAGACUCAAAGAAUACAGCAAAGAGAUGCUGUUUUUAUGAGUGAGUUCAUUUUAAAGUUUUUAUUCAGCAGUGUCGACACUGUUUUUAUUCAACAUAAAACGCGCUUCUCCCUACUUCCACUCGCGCUACAACCAGCACUGCAGCUGCAAUGAAUGAGUAGCCAAGUAUAUCAAUAGCCCUGCAUUUUUAUUAUUAGCAGCUCAUCGUGUCUAUUUUAAUAUCAAGGAAUAUUUCACAUACUCUGGUCAUAGGAACAACAUGAAUUUGUGCGUGAGGCAGAAAUAAUGCGGUGCGACUCGAGUUUCGCCAACUGUCCCCUCCUCUCUCUGGUCAGUCUCACCGGAGGGAGGGAGCAGAGACUGUGAGAGGUGGAUCCUCUGCUGCUCCCUCCCGCCGCUGAGACUGACCAUCAGAUGCAGGUACCAUCAGUAAAAUAAAAAAGAAAAUUAUUUCAAUUAAUUCUCAGCUGUGCCUCGCUAGUAAAUGUUGCAUAGACUAACAUUUUUUAAGUCAUGUUUGUUUUUCUUUUUCUGAGCGGUAGAGCUCGGCUUGCUUUUUGACUCAAAGGUUGAUGACCACUAUAUUAUACAGUAUAUUAUUUUUUUGGCUCUGGAAGCAUGUGACUUUGUUAGCCCUAUCCACACUACGGUGCUCUACGGCACCCUCCUCAGUCUCCACCUGGCAUUACUGCUGUAGAUCACCACAACAUCAGCAUCACUGCAUGCAUCUAUAUACAACCAGUGAUAUAGCAGGCCUAUAUGCCUUCAGUUCCUUAAAGAUUAUUCAUUUGUUUCUAGAUUAUUAUGAUAAUUUCACAUAUUCAUGUGUAGUUGAUGGAGCUGUGGCCAGCAACAUCUUGUUGUGUGUGAGAGAUCAGGUAACCCUGCAUGUAUAACCUUAACAUGGUGUUUCUGACCCUGUAGACUGAUCCUGUACACACACACGUACACACACACUCACGUACACACACACACACACGUACACACACACGACACAGUUCCUAGAGGGAGAAAUAUGACUAGACACGGCGUGAUAAUAUUGACUCGCCCGUUCAACGAUGACUGGACUGAGACAAAGAACCAGGCUUCUCUAGCUGCCAGCGGGCCACAGCUAAGUAACUCUGUCCUGGGCUUGCCGUGCGAGGAAUCGCCCCUUCGAACCCUGUGUUGACAUGCGGAUGUCCUCUCCCUGUCCCUUUCCCAGGGAAUGUGGGUCUAGCCCCUGAGCCUCCCGAACAGCCCACUUCCCCUUCCACAUAGCAGGAUAAAGGGUCUGUCAAGAGGGUUGGUUUUGGGUUCAUGUUCCAGCUCACUACACUGUGAUGGGGUGACUGGAGGGAUGGGGCUGUGGUGGGGUCAGAGGGAUCUUUCGGGUCCAGGGCAGGCACAUGGACAGGCACACUACGGUUCAAGGAAGAUGGAGGAGAGAGCGGGAGGAGGGGAUCGGGAGGGAUUAGAGAGGGGGAGGAUGAAGGGAAGAGAGAAGGAGAGGGAGGGAAAAUGGAUGGAGGGAGACAGGAAUGAGGGAGAGGGAGACGCUUCGAAAGCACAGGAAAGUUGUGCUUCGAAAGCUCCAGACAUUCUAGUAUGGCCAUCUACUAACCCCCUCCCCUUAUCCCCUCUUCCUCCUCCCCUCCAGACCAUCCUUGUCCAGGUCUGGUACCCCAUCACCGUGGCGACCAACUCCAGGGAGCAGAAGAAGAUUCUGGCCAAGUACCUGCUGGAGACCUCUGGCAACCUGGACAAGCUGGAGUACAAGCUGCACGACUUCGGCUACAGGGGAGUCUCCUCACAAGAGGUAGAGGAACUGUGUGUGUGUGUGUGUGUGUGGGGGGGGGGGGGUUAAAUAGGUGUGUUUGUGUGUGUGUGUGUGUGUGGGGGGGGGUUAAAUAGGUGUGUGUGACAUUUGACUCACCAUCUCUCUCUCUUCCACAUUUUAGACGGCAGGUAUCGGAGCCUCAGCCCACCUGGUGAACUUUAAGGGCACAGACACAGUGGCUGGCAUCGGCGUGAUUAAGAAGUACUACGGCACCAAGGACCCUGUGCCUGGCUUCUCUGUGCCUGCUGCAGAGCACAGGUAAUACAGUCUAGACACACACUGACUACACAGCUAACACACUAACAUCUCUUACUUGGUCCAGAAUCAAUCAAAUUACAUUUGUAUGGGGCUUCUUAGCCCCAGAAAGCAAGCAGGAGAUGAUGGCUUUGAUAUCCAAAGAUCAACUGCUCUGCUUGUAUAGGCUAUUGAUAAGUGUAUUCACACCACACACACACACACACACACACGAUCAGGAGAUGUACAGUACAUCUCUAGUUGGGUGGGGUGUACCACUGUUCCAUGCCACAAGGCCACUUACUGCUGCUCCAUUGCACCAUUCAUUUGCCCCGAUGGUUUCUGGGAGUCCGGCUCCAGCGGCCCUGGCCUGGACUGUUCACUGUGGUUAAGUAAUCAUGACGGUCUGUUUAGUUUCAUCAUCCAGAGAUUUCACAGAGACACAGUCACAUUCCUCUCCAUAUGAUACUCUCCAGAGUGGCGCAGUGGUCUAAGGCACUGCAUCGCAGUGCUAGCUGUGCCACUAGAGAUCCUUGUUCGAAACCAGGCUCUGUCGUAGCCGGCCGCGUCCGGGAGACCCAUGGGGCGUUGCUUAAUUGGCCCAGCGUCGUCCAGGGUACAUGAGCUUCUGGAAGUUCAGUCUCUGCAAUGCAUUAAUAAGGAUAGUGGUGGUAGUGCAGCGCUAUGUGAAUGAGUUCAUAGGGAGAGAGAUUUGUUUUGUUGUCUUUAGUAAAUCUGAUAACUUUCUAUUCUCCCUCCUUCUCUCCAGCACCAUCACAGCGUGGGGGAAGGACCACGAGCGAGAUGCCUUUGAGCACAUCGUGAGGCAGUUUCCCAAUGUGCCCGUGUCUAUCGUCAGUGACAGCUAUGACAUCUACAACGCCUGUGAGAAGAUCUGGGGAGAAGACCUGAGGAGCCUCAUUGAGUCCCGCAGCGCUGACGCCCCACUGGUGGUCCGCCCCGACUCAGGGAACCCUCUGGAUACCGUACUGAAGGUAACACUAGGCCUAACUUGACCCUAACUAAACCCUAACUCAACCCCCCUAAACCCCUUGUCGUCCGCCUGACUUAGGGAACCCUGUAGAUAGCGUACUGAAGGUAGGUCCCAAUCAGGUCCUCUGAGAAAGUACUAACGCAAUCCUGAAUAUUAUUGGCAAGAUCCCAAUUUGAGAAAGAUGCACACAACUUCCACGUCCAUGUUAAUCUGCCAUUUGAUAUACAGUGAGGGGAAAAAAGUAUUUGAUCCCCUGCUGAUUUUGUACGUUUGCCCACUGACAAAGACAUUAUCAGUCUAUGAUUUUAAUGGCAGGUUUAUUUGAACAGUGAGAGGCAGAAUAACAACAAAAAAAUCCAGAAAGACGCAUGUCAGAAAUGUUAUAAAUUGAUUUGCAUUUUAAUGAGGGAAAUAAGUAUUUGACCCCUCUGCAAAACAUGACUUAGUACUUGGUGGAAAAACCCUUGUUGGCAAUCACAGAGGUCAGACGUUUCUUGUAGUUGGCCACCAGGUUUGCACACAUCUCAGGAGGGAUUUUGUCCCACUCCUCUUUGCAGAUCUUCUCCAAGUCAUUAAGGUUUCGAGGCUGACGUUUGGCAACUCAAACCUUCAGCUUCCUCCACAGAUUUUCUAUGGGAUUAAGGUCUGGAGACUGGCUAGGCCACUCCAGGACCUUAAUGUGCUUAUUCUUGAGCCACUAAUUUGUUGCCUUGGCCGUGUGUUUUGGGUCAUUGUCAUGCUGGAAUACCCAUCCACGACCCAUGUUCAAUGCCCUGGCAGAGGGAAGGAGGUUCUCACCCAAGAUUUGACGGUACAUGGCCCAGUCCAUCGUCCCUUUGAUACGGUGAAGUUGUCCUGUCUGCUUAGCAGAAAAACACCCCCAAAGCAUAAUGUUUCCACCUCCAUGUUUGACGGUGGGGAUGGUGUUCUUGGGGUCAUAGGCAGCAUUCCUCCUCCUCCAAACACGGUGAGUUGAGUUGAUGCCAAAGAGCUCCAUUUUGGUCUCAGCUGACCACAACACUUUCACCCAGUUCUCCUCUGAAUCAUUCAGAUGUUCAUUGGCAAACUUCAGACGGCCCUGUAUAUGUGCUUUCUUGAGCAGGGGGACCUUGCGGGCGCUGCAGGAUUUCAGUCCUUCACGGCGUAGUGUGUUACCAAUUGUUUUCUUGGUGACUAUGGUCCCAGCUGCCUUGAGAUCAUUGACAAGAUCCUCCCGUGUAGUUCUGGGCUGAUUCCUCACCGUUCUCAUGAUCAUUGCAACUCCACGAGGUGAGAUCUUGCAUGGAGCCCCAGGCAGAGGGAGAUUGACAGUUCUUUUGUGUUUCUUCCAUUUUCGAAUAAUCGCACCAACUGUUGUCACCUUCUCACCAAGCUGCUUGGCGAUGGUCUUGUAGCCCAUUCCAGCCUUGUGUAGGUCUACAAUCUGAUUGAGAGGGGGUCAAAUACUUAUUUCCCUUAUUAAAAUACAAAUCAAUUUAUAACAUUUUUGACAUGCGUUUUUCUGGAUGUUUCUGGACCAUUAAAAUUAUAGACUGAUCAUUUCUUUGUCAGUGGGCAAACGUACAAAAUCAGCAGGGGAUCAAGUACUUUUUUCCCUCACUGUAAGUGUAGAAUAAUAAUAAUAAUAAUAAUAAUAACAAUAAUAAUAAUAUAUGCCAUUAGCAGACGCUUUUAUAGUCAUGCACUCAUACAUUUUAUGUACAGGUGGUCCCAGGAAUUGAACCCACGAUCUUAGCGUUGCAAGCGCCACGCUCUACCAACUGAGCUACAGAGGGUGCAUGAUUUGGGUGAUAUUUUGAGCUAUGACCGGGCUUCUGUAGUUGGGAUUGAGCCCUAUGGAAGCCCUCCCAGUCGGUUCUGUAUGUUCCUCCCGUACAGAUGUUUAAUAUUCUUUUUCAAAAUCUUUGUGGUUCCUCCUCUCAGGUGCUGGAGAUCCUGGGGAAGAAGUUUAUCCCUACGGAGAACUCCAAAGGCUACAAGGUUCUGCCACCCUAUAUCAGAGUUAUACAGGGGGAUGGAGUGGACAUCAACACCCUGCAAGAGGUACAUAUACACAGACACACACACACACACACACACACACGUCAGUUUUAACAGUGCAUGUAUCUGUGUGUGUAGAUCGUGGAGGGGAUGAAGCAGCACAGGUGGAGCAUUGAGAACAUCGCCUUUGGCUCUGGAGGGGCUCUGUUGCAGAAACUGACCAGGGAUCUGCUCAACUGCUCCUUCAAAUGCAGCUACGUGGUCACCAACGGCCUGGGGGUGAGCAGAACAUUACACGCAUGCACACACACCGUCACACACACACCAUCACACACACAUACAUACUGUAUACUGUAUUACAGUGGGGUCUUAAAUUAUUGACACUCUUGAUAAGGAUGAGCAGAAAUUAUUGUAUAAAUUAAUUCAAAUACUGAGCUAUAUUGUAUGCUAAAAAAAAUGGGGAAAUUAUUUUAUGCUAAUACAAUUGCUCAGAGAAAGAGAUUUUGUUUAACAAGUAAUACUUUUUUUCUCAAAAAGGUAGGGGUCAAAAUUAUUGGCACCCUGUUUUCAAUACCUCACCUUGCGAGAAUAACGGCACUGAGAACACAUUGGGAGGGAUCUUAGACCAUUCCUCUAUACAGAAUCCUUCCAGAUCCUUGAUAUCCUUCGUCUGUGCUUAUGGACUGCCCUUUUCAAUUCAAACCACAGGUUUUCAAUGGGUUUCAAGUCCGGAGACUGAGAUGGCCAUUGCAAAAUGUUGAUUUUGUGGGAAAUUAACAAUUUAUUUGAGGGUUUUGGUGUGUGCUUGGGAUUAUUGUCUUGCUGGAAGAUCCACUUGUGGCCGAGUUUCAGCCUCCUGGCAGAGGCAACCAGGUUUUUGGCUAAAAUAUCCUGGUACUGGGUAAAGUUCCUGAUGCCGUUGACCUUAACAAGGGCCCCAGGACCAGUGGAAGCAAAAUAGCCCUAUAACAUUAGAGAUCCACCACCAUAUUUUACAAUGGGGUUCUUUUCUGCUCAUGCAUUCUCAUUUCGACAGCAAACCCACCAAUGGUGUGCAUGGCCAAAGAGCUCUAUUUUCAUGUCAUCUGACCAAACACCGGUUACAAUUCAAGUGCCAAUGCUGUUUAGCAAACUCCAGGUGUUUACAUUUGUUGGAUGAAAACAAUUCAGUUAAUUAUCAGUUAAUUAUUACAUUAAUUCAGGCUUUUGUUCAUUUAGAACAUACCCAGGCCAUAUACAUUUUAAACCUGUGCGGGUGGUAAAAGUUUGAGUAUACCCUGCUAAAUAAAUGGAUGCUAUUUUUGCAGCCUAUAGCAUAUUCGAUUUUGGGAAUUGUUUAUAUAACUUUCAAUUAAACUAUUCGAUUAUUGAAACAAUAUUUAAUGUAUGUCAGCUAUAGGCUUUCAUUGGGUAAUUGAGAAUAGUAUUUUUUUCUAAGCAAUUUGAGUUGACAAUGUGCCGCAUCGCAUUGUGAAAAUAAUGGCAUGGUUUCCUUUUAUCCAAAUGUUGAAUAGACAUGCAGACAAAUCAAUUCAUACAGGAAAGGGUAAUAGCCUAAUAGCCUAUACUUCUCUGGAGUCAUAAAAACUAUUAAAUACAUUUAUAUUAUUUGGCGGUCGGGUUGCGGAGAAAAAUCUGUCCUGAUAUCGGGUGGAGCUCGGAAUUGACCUGGCUGGCGUAGGGAAGGUGCAUCUCCAAAAAACUGUCCCGUGCAGGACUCUUAACACAGACACACAUCUAUGCAUACCUUCACUGGAAGGAGAAGUGUAACUGUUUAAUAUUUGGUGUCAGGUGAACGUGUUCAAGGACCCAGUGGCGGACCCUAACAAAAGGUCAAAGAAAGGUCGUCUGUCUCUGCACCGGACAGCGAGCGGGGACUUUGUCACUCUCGAGGAGGGCAAGGGAGACCUGGAGGAGUAUGGUGUGGUAAGUUGAGUUCACAUAUCAUACCUUACUCCCACGUCAAUGCAUUCCAAUAGCCUUUGUAAAUUUAAUGUUGUUUUAGUUAUUGUGGUUAGUCAAAUGUGACCUUUUUAUUGAGGUUAGUCAAUUAGACACUUCACUGACAUUCAUUUUUGUUUUUUUCCCUCUCUCGCUCUCUCUCUCGCUCCCUCCCUCACUUCUCCGUCUCCCUCCAGGACCUGUUACACACAGUGUUUCAGAAUGGGAAAAUUGUCAAGACGUACACUUUCGAUGACGUCAGAGACAAUGCCAAGAUAACGGACAGUGACCUCAAGGAGCUCCUCCACUGAGGGGCCGCUCCCCUGACUCCAGAACCCCUGACCUCCAUCACCCCACCGGAGGCGGCACACUGCUAAUGACGCCCCCCCCCCCCCUUUCCCUCAACCCCCACCCACCCUCCCAGAAGCACUGUCCUCCACUGGAGAGGAGAGUAGACCCACACACACCACACGUCCAAACCCACACCCGAGUGAAGGCCAAGGGAUAG